Messenger RNA from Monopterus albus (swamp eel), 15795 nucleotides. RefSeq names its product low-density lipoprotein receptor-related protein 1-like. Lineage: Eukaryota; Metazoa; Chordata; Actinopteri; Synbranchiformes; Synbranchidae. The record is from RefSeq and is a predicted model, not a curated record. Gene Ontology annotation, molecular function: protein binding; low-density lipoprotein particle receptor activity; calcium ion binding. Gene Ontology annotation, cellular component: signaling receptor complex; plasma membrane.
CUGAGCGUUACGUCACGGGCUCAUCCACGGUGCUGGAGAUUGUGAGAUUCACCAUCUACUCGUGCAGCCACAAGCACACUGAGACGCUGCUGCCCCCAGGGGAAAUCACGCGAUUGCUUCUUAUUUUCUUUUUAAAGUUUGGUACGGAAUGAGCUGAACGGAGCUGGCGGCUCUUGGCUUCUCUACGAGUGGACGAUUCUGGUGAAAUAGAGACUCGAGCAAGCAGAGAGAAAGAAGGUGCAUUGGACAUCAUGUUUGAAUGCCGAUAAUCAAUUAGAAAUAUACAUGACUGUGCUUCUCCAUCACCCAUAGCCUCACCGGGCUGUAGCAAGUCUCCUUUAAUCGCCUAAGCCCGCCUGAAGCGGCCACCGUGCGGAGCUGAGGGUGCAACUGAACGGACAGUCGCACCCGGACCAUUGAAGGGUUUCGAAUGAGGUGCAUGAUCGGAUUGUUUGGUUCUAGAAAUCCAGCCAACUUUUCCUCCUUUCCUUUCUAACAGCAGUGCCAUCGGGCAUUGCUCGGGAGAUGGCGAUGAGAUUGUUCUACCUAGGAUUUAUACUCUCCUUGGAGAUUGCAUCUCCUAACGGUGCAACCAUAGCUCCCAAAGCUGACGACCAUCCCAGGACCUGCAGCUCUAAACAAUUUGUCUGCAAGGACCAGGUGACCUGUAUCUCCAAAGGCUGGCACUGUGAUGGGGAGAAGGACUGUCCAGAUGGUUCGGACGAAUCACCAGAUAUCUGCCUACACAACAGAGCGAACAAGUGUCCUGUCAAUGAGCAUGGGUGUCUGGACCUGGAUGUCUGUAUCCAUAUGAGCAAACUUUGUGAUGGGGUCCCUGACUGCUCCGAUGGCUGGGACGAGGGGCCUCACUGCAGAGAGCGAGCACCAGACUGUGCCUCACAUAUGUGCCAGUUUCACUGUACUGUGACUCACGAUGGGCCUCAGUGCUACUGUAACAACGGCUAUGAGGUUGCUGCAGAUGGCAGGGUGUGUAAAGAUUUCAACGAGUGCAGUGUGUACGGUGCAUGCAGUCAGACGUGCACAAACACUGAGGGCUCCUACACCUGCAGCUGUGUGGAGGGCUACCUGCUGCAGCCAGACAACCGCUCCUGUAAAGCCAAAAAUGACCCAGUGGAUCGUCUGCCUAUGCUGUUGAUUGCUAACCUCCAUGACAUCCGCUGCACCUCCCUGAGCGGCUCCACGUCCCGGCUGCCCUCCAUUGCCACCAAGCAGACCAUGGCUAUGGACUUCAUCUAUGCCAACGAGACCGUCUGCUGGAUCGAUGUGGGUGACACCCCUGCUGCCACUCAGCUGAAGUGUGCCAACAUCCCUGACCUCAAGACCGUCACUAACAUCCGCACCAUCAACAUCUCCCUCAGCCUGCAUCAUGUGGAGCAUAUGGCUAUUGACUGGCUGACUGGAAACUUCUACUUUGUGGAUGACAUGGAUGAUCGGGUGUUUGUCUGCAACAAGAAUGGCCAGACAUGUGUUACGCUGCUGGACCAGGAGCUGUACAACCCUAAAGGCAUCGCGUUGGACCCGGCUAUGGGCAAGGUGUUCUUCACAGACUAUGGGUCUACACCAAGGGUGGAGCGCUGUGACAUGGAUGGUCAGAACCGCACUAAGCUGGUGGACAGUAAGAUCGUCUUCCCUCAUGGCAUCACACUGGACCUGGUUACCCGACUGGUGUACUGGGCAGACGCCUACCUGGACUAUAUUGAAGUGGUCGACUAUGAGGGCAAAAACCGACACACCAUCAUCCAGGGCCUGCUGAUUGAGCACCUAUAUGGACUGACUGUAUUUGAGAACUACCUGUAUGCUACAAAUUCAGAUGAAGGCAAUCUCAACCCCAAAACAAGUGUGAUUCGAGUGAACCGCUUCAACAGCUCUGACUUCCAGGUGGUGACGCGGGUAGACCGGGGAGCCGCAUUGCAUGUAUACCACCAGAGGCGCCAACCUCAAGUACGGAGCCAUGCAUGCGCCCUGGAUCAGUUUGGGAAGGCUGGAGGUUGCUCUGACAUCUGUCUGCUGAGCAACAGCCACAAGGCUCGUACCUGCCGCUGCCGCUCUGGAUUCAGCCUCGGCAGUGACGGCAAAUCCUGCAAGAAACCAGACCAUGAGUUGUUCUUGGUGUACGGUAAGGGUCGUCCUGGAAUUAUCAGGGGCAUGGACAUGAAUGCUAAGGUGCCAGAUGAGUACAUGAUUCCCAUUGAGAACCUAAUGAACCCCCGGGCUCUGGAUUUCCAUGCUGCCAGUGAAUUCAUAUAUUUUGCUGAUGCAACCAGCUAUAUCAUUGGCCGACAGAAGAUAGAUGGCACAGAGAGAGACACCAUACUAAAGGAAGGUAUCCACACAGUAGAGGGGUUAGCGGUAGACUGGAUGGGAGGCAAUCUCUACUGGACAGAUGAUGGGCCUAAGAAGACUAUCAGUGUUGCCAGGCUGGAGAAGGCUUCCCAAACGCGCAAGACUCUCAUUGAAGGAAAGAUGAGCCACCCUCGUGCCAUUGUGGUGGACCCCCAGCAUGGAUGGAUGUACUGGACUGACUGGGAGGAGGACCCCACAGAGAGCAACAGAGGGAAGAUCAAAAAAGCAUGGAUGGAUGGUUCACAUCACCAAGUGUUUCUGACUAGCAAGACGGUGCUGUGGCCUAAUGGCCUGAGUCUGGACAUACCCCGGGGCAUCCUGUACUGGGUGGAUGCGUACUAUGACCGUAUUGAGUUGGUUUACCUUAACACCACUGAGCGAAAGGUGGUGUAUGAGGGACAGGAGCUUAACCAUGCCUUUGGCUUAUGUCAUUACAAACAAUUCCUCUUUUGGAAUGAGUACCGUGGUGGCAGCAUCUAUAAACUUGACCAGGUCACCAAGACAGUCACCCUACUCCGCAACGAGAGGCCCCCUAUCUUUGAGAUCAGAGUGUAUGAUGCACACCAGCAGCAAGGUAUCAACGCUUGUCGAGCUAGCAAUGGCGGCUGUAGCAGCCUGUGCCUUGCUAUCCCUAACGGCAGGUCCUGUGGCUGUGCUGAUGAUCAAAUCCUGGAUGUCGAUAAUGUCACCUGCAAAGCCAACCCCUCAUAUGUGCCCCCACCCCAGUGCCAGCCUGGGGAGUUUGCCUGUAAGAACAACCGCUGCAUCCAGGAGCGCUGGAAGUGUGAUGGGGACAACGAUUGUCUGGACAACAGUGAUGAGGCCCCUGAGCUCUGUAACCAGCAUACCUGCCCAGCUGACCGAUUCAAAUGCCAGAACAAUCGCUGUAUUCCCCUGCGAUGGCUGUGUGAUGGCGACAAUGACUGUGGCAAUGAUGAAGAUGAAUCUAACACCACCUGCUCUGCCCGCACAUGCCCACCAAACCAGUACCCUUGUGCCAGUGGGCGCUGCAUCCCUAUCUCCUGGAGAUGUGACCUGGAUGAUGACUGUGGAGACCGUUCUGAUGAACCAAACAACUGUGCAUACCCAACCUGCUUCCCUCUGACCCAGUUCACUUGUGCCAAUGGACGCUGCAUCAACAUCAACUGGCGCUGUGACAAUGACAAUGACUGUGGGGAUAACAGCGAUGAAGCAGGCUGCAGCCAUUCUUGCUCCAGUGUCCAGUUUAAAUGUAACAGUGGUCGCUGCAUCCCAGAAUACUGGACCUGUGAUGGCGACAAUGACUGUGGAGACUACAGUGACGAGACACAUGCCAACUGUACCAACCAAGCCACCCGUCCUCCUGGUGGUUGCCAUGUAGAUGAGUUCCAGUGUCGGAUGGACGGCCUGUGCAUUCCCAUGCGCUGGCGCUGCGACGGUGACACAGAUUGUAUGGACCUAAGUGAUGAGAACAACUGUGAGGGUGUCACCCACAUGUGUGACCCCGCAGUCAAGUUCAGCUGCAGAGACUCUGCUCGCUGCAUUAGCAAGGCCUGGGUGUGUGAUGGUGACAGUGAUUGCGAGGACAACUCAGAUGAGGACAACUGCGAGGCGUUGGUGUGCAAGUUGUCUCACCACAUGUGCGCUACCAACGACUCCAUCUGCCUGCCUGCUGAAAAGCUCUGCGAUGGCACUGACGAUUGUCCAGAUGGCUCUGAUGAGAAACUCUGCGACUUGUGUUCAUUGGACAAUGGCGGUUGUAGUCACAACUGUAGCAUAAUUCCUGGGGAAGGCUUCAUGUGCUCCUGUCCCCUGGGCAUGGAGUUGGGAGCUGACAACAAGACCUGCCAGAUCCAGAGUUUCUGCGCCAAACACCUCAAGUGUAGCCAGAAGUGCGAGCAGGAGAAAUCCAGCGUCAAGUGUUCCUGUUAUAAGGGCUGGGAGCUGGAGUCUGACAUGGAGAGCUGCAAAAGCACUGAUCCCUUCAAGCCUUUCAUCAUCUUCUCCAACCGUCAUGAGAUCAGAAGGAUUGAACUUCACAAGGGGGAGUUCAGUGUGCUGGUACCAGGCCUGAGGAACACCAUUGCCUUGGACUUUCACCUCAACCAGAGCACCCUAUACUGGACUGAUGUUGUGGAGGACAAGAUCUACCGUGGGAAACUGUCUGAAAAUGGAGCCUUGACCAGUUUUGAGGUGGUGAUCCAGUACGGACUGGCUACUCCUGAGGGCCUGGCUGUGGACUGGAUAGCAGGAAACAUCUACUGGGUGGAAAGCAAUCUGGACCAGAUUGAGGUGGCCAAACUGGAUGGGACCAUGAGAACCACCCUUCUGGCCGGGAAGGUGGAGCAUCCCCGAGCCAUCGCCCUCGACCCUCGUGAUGGUAUCCUGUUUUGGACAGACUGGGAUGCCAGUCUGCCUAGGAUUGAGGCCGCAUCUAUGAGUGGUGAAGGCAGACGCACAAUUCAUAGGGAAACGGGCAGUGGUGGCUGGCCCAACGGGCUCACUGUAGACUACAUGGAAAGGCGCAUUGUCUGGAUUGAUGCCAGGUCAGAUGCUAUCUACUCUGCUAUGUAUGACGGUUCUGGGCUGAUUGAAGUGUUGCGGGGUCAUGAGUAUUUGUCCCACCCCUUUGCGGUUACUAUGUAUGGAGGCGAGGUCUACUGGACUGACUGGAGGACUAACACUCUGGCCAAAGCCAACAAAUGGACAGGACACAAUGUCACUGUAGUCCAGCGGACCAACACGCAGCCCUUUGACUUGCAGGUGUAUCAUCCAUCCAGACAACCUCAGGCUCCCAACCCAUGUGCCACCAGUGGUGCUAAAGGCCUUUGCUCUCACCUCUGUCUCAUCAACUUCAACCAGACCUUCUCCUGUGCCUGCCCUCACCUGAUGAAGCUACAGCCUGACAAACGCACCUGCAAAGAGUCCCGCAAGUUCCUCCUUUACGCUCGUCAGAUUGAAAUCCGAGGCGUCGACAUCGACAAUCCUUACUACAACUACAUCAUUUCCUUCACUGUACCAGACAUAGACAAUGUAACUGUGGUAGACUAUGAUGCUGUGGAGCAUCGCAUCUACUGGUCAGAUGUCCGAACACAGACAAUCAAGAGAGCUUUCAUCAACGGCACCGGAGUAGAGACUGUUGUGUCUGCUGACCUUCCUAAUGCCCAUGGGCUGGCAGUAGACUGGGUGUCCAGGAACCUUUUCUGGACCAGCUAUGAUGCCAAUAAGAAGCAGAUCAAUGUGGCCAGACUGGAUGGAUCUUUCAAAAAUGCUGUCAUCCAGGGUUUAGACAAGCCCCACUAUUUGGUGGUGCACCCUCUACUGGGAAAGCUGUACUGGACUGAUGGUGACAACAUAAGCAUGGCUAAUAUGGAUGGUAGCAACCGCACCACACUUUUCACCAGUCAGAAAGGACCAGUGGGCCUCUCCAUUGACUAUGAUAAAGAACAGCUAUACUGGAUCAGCUCAGGAAAUGGCACCAUCAACCGUUGUCAGCUGGAUGGAUCUAAACUGGAGAUACUGGAAGGUGUUAAAGGCAAACUUACCAAGGCUACUGCACUGGCUAUAAUGGGAGACAAGCUGUGGUGGGCAGACCAGGCAACUGACCAGAUAGGAACAUGUGACAAGAAGGAUGGAGGAAACUGGAAGGUUAUGCGAAACAGCACCUCCCCAAUGAUGCACAUGAGGAUCUAUGAUGAGGAUGUGCAGAAAGCCGGGAUAAACCUAUGCAGCAAUAACAAUGGCGACUGCUCCCAGCUUUGCUUGCCUACUUCACUAACGACCAGGGCCUGUAUGUGUACUGCUGGGUAUAGCCUCAAGAGAGGACAACAGUCUUGUGAAGGUAUGGGCUCGUUCUUGCUUUAUUCUGUUCAUGAGGGAAUUCGAGGGAUACCACUUGACCCAGCAGACAAAUCUGACGCCUUGGUCCCAGUGUCGGGCACCUCUCUGGCUGUCGGCAUUGACUUCCAUGCCGAGAAUGACACCAUCUACUGGGUGGACAUGGGACUCAGCACCAUCAGCAGGGCUAAGAGAGACCAAACAUGGAGAGAAGAUGUUAUCACCAAUGGCAUCGGGAGGGUGGAGGGCAUCACUGUUGACUGGAUAGCAGGAAAUAUUUACUGGACUGACCAGGGUUUCGACGUGAUUGAGGUGGCCAGACUGAACGGCUCCUUCCGCUAUGUAGUCAUUUCCCAGGGCCUGGACAAACCCAGAGCCAUCACUGUCCACCCAGUGAAAGGGUAUCUGUUCUGGACUGAAUGGGGUCAGUACCCUCGUAUUGAGCGCUCUCGGCUGGAUGGCUCCCAGAGGUUGGUCUUGGUCAAUGUGAGCAUCAGUUGGCCAAAUGGAAUCUCCAUUGACUAUAAGGAGGAUCUGCUCUAUUGGUGUGAUGCCAGGACAGACAAGAUUGAGCGCAUCAAUCUGGAAACUGGACAGAACAGAGAGCUCGUGCUUGCCAGCAACAACAUGGACAUGUUUGCUGUGUCUGUUUUUGAAGAAUACAUUUACUGGAGUGAUAGGACUCAUGCCAAUGGCUCCAUUAAGAGAGGCAGCAAAGACAACACUACAGAUGCUGUGCAGCUCAGGACUGGCAUUGGUGUACAGCUGAAAGACAUCAAGGUUUUCAACAGGGCCAGGCAACAAGGCACCAACAUCUGCAAAGACAACAAUGGUGGCUGUGAACAGCUGUGCCUUUACCGUGGCAAUGCAGAGCGCACCUGUGCCUGCGCUCAUGGCAUGCUGGCAGAGGACAACCGCAGUUGUCGUGACUACGAUGGAUACCUGCUGUACUCGGAGCGCACUAUUUUGAAGAGCAUCCACCUGUCCGAUGAGACGAAUCUGAACGCGCCAAUAAAGCCAUUUGAGGACCCUGAUCACAUGAAAAAUGUGAUUGCCCUCAGCUUUGACUACCAUGGAGGUGGCGGAAAAGGAGCCAACCGCAUCUUCUUCAGCGACAUCCACUUUGGAAACAUCCAGCAGAUCAAUGAUGACGGCACAGACCGCAAGAUAGUAGUGGACAAUGUUGGGUCAGUUGAGGGCCUGGCAUACCACCGUGGUUGGGAUACACUCUACUGGACCAGUUACACAACCUCCACCAUUACUCGCCACACUGUGGACCAGAGCCGCUCUGUGGCCUAUAACCGCAACACUGUGGUCACUAUGUCUGGAGAAGACCACCCUAGAGCCUUCGUACUGGACGAGUGUCAGGAUCUCAUGUUCUGGACCAACUGGAACGAACAGGCUCCGAGCAUCAUGAGGGCCUCUCUGAAUGGAGCUAAUGUGCUUGUCAUCAUUGGCAGUGAUAUAAAAACUCCCAAUGGCCUAGCUAUAGAUCACCGUGCCGAGAAACUCUAUUUCUCUGAUGCCACCUUGGAUAAGAUUGAACGCUGCGAAUAUGAUGGAAGCAACCGUUAUGUCUUGUUGAAGAAUGAGCCUGUCCAUCCGUUUGGCCUGGCUGUGUAUGGCGAUUACAUCUUCUGGACUGAUUGGGUGAGGAGGGCUGUCCUUAGAGCUGACAAAUACACAGGGGGAGACAUGAAAGUGCUGCGUGCCGACAUCCCUCAGCAGCCAAUGGGUAUCAGCGCUGUGGCUAAUGACACCAACAGCUGUGAGUUUUCUCCUUGCCGAACAAAUAACGGAGGUUGCCAAGACCUGUGUCUGCCCACAUCUGAUGGACGGGUCAACUGCAGUUGUCGGGGAGACAGACAGCUUCUGGAAGACAACACCUGCUCUUCGCUGAAUAUGUCAUGUGGAAACGUGGAUGACUUUGAGUGUGGAAACGGUGACUGUAUCAACUACAGCCUGACCUGCGAUGGCAUGGCCCACUGCAAGGACAAGUCAGACGAGAAGCAGUCCUAUUGUGCUAAUCGAAUUUGUAAGAAAGGCUAUAGGCGCUGCAUGAAUGGCCGCUGUAUUGGCCACCAGUUCUGGUGUGAUGGCACAGAUGACUGUGGUGACCAUUCAGAUGAACUGCCCUGCAACAUGACUCUCUGCAAAGGAGGAGAGUUCCAAUGCAAAGAUGGAAGCUGCAUCUCCAACUUCAGCCGCUGUGACCAGGUGGUCAACUGUGAGGAUGCUAGUGAUGAAAUGAACUGUCAACCCACCGACUGCUCCCGUUUUUUCCGCCUGGGAGUGAAAGGAGCGUCCUUCCAGAGCUGUGAGAAAACCACCCUGUGUUAUCUGUCCUCGUGGGUGUGUGAUGGCAACAACGACUGCGGGGACUUUUCCGAUGAGAGAAACUGCCCAGAUAAAAGGAAGCUUAAAUGUCCGGUCAACUUCUUUGCUUGUCCCAGUGGUCGCUGCAUUCCUAUGAGCUGGACCUGCGAUAAGGAAAAUGACUGUGAGAAUGGAGCAGAUGAGACACAUUGUGACAAAUUUUGUACAUCCACCCAGUUUGAAUGUGGGAACCACCGCUGCAUUUCCAGUCACUGGGUGUGUGAUGGCUCUGAUGACUGUGGUGAUGGUACUGAUGAAGACCACAAAUGCAAGUCCAAAACCUGCAGCCCUGAGGCUUUCCAGUGUCCUGGCUCCCACAUGUGUGUACCUCAGCGAUGGAAAUGUGAUGGAGACAAGGACUGUCCAGAUGGAGCUGAUGAGAGUGUCAAAGCUGGCUGCAUAUACACCAACAACACUUGUGAUGCCAAGAAUGAGUUCAUGUGUCAGAACAGACAGUGUAUCCCCAAGCACUUUGUGUGUGAUCAUGACAUUGACUGCUCUGAUGGCUCAGAUGAAUCCCUAGAAUGUGAAUACCCGACAUGUGGCCCAGAUGAGUUCCGCUGUGCCAACGGCCGCUGCCUCAACCAGAAGAAGUGGGAGUGUGAUGGAGAGUUUGACUGUCAGGAUCGCUCUGAUGAAGCUCCCAAGAACCCUCGCUGCACUGACUCAGAGAGGACGUGUAAUGAGUCAGUCUUCAUGUGCCGUAAUGGGAAGUGUUUGAAUGAGACUCUGCUGUGUGACCGCAAUGAUGACUGUGGCGAUGGCUCUGAUGAGCUCAACUGCUUCAUCAACGAGUGUCUCAACAGUAAGCUCAGCGGAUGCUCGCAGCUCUGUGAUGACCUCAAGAUUGGCUUCAAGUGCCGAUGUCAUCCUGGUUUCCAACUGAAGAGAGAUGGGAAAACAUGUGUGGAUAUAGAUGAGUGCACAACCAUCUACCCCUGUUCUCAGCGCUGUAUCAACACGCACGGAAGCUUCCACUGCCUCUGUGUGGAUGGCUUUGAGCUCAGCCCCAACAACCCCACCAUCUGCAAGUCCACAUCAGAAGAAGAGCCCUACUUGAUCUUUGCUAACCGGUACUACCUGAGAAAAAUUAAUCUGGAUGGUUCAAACUACACACUAAUAAAACAGGGUCUGAACAAUGCAGUGGCACUGGACUUCCACUAUGCAGAGCAGAUGAUCUACUGGACAGAUGUGACCACUCAGGGCAGCAUGAUCCGACGCAUGCGAAUGAACGGCAGCAACAUGGAAGUAUUACACCGGACCUCCCUGAGUAACCCAGAUGGGCUGGCAGUGGAUUGGGUUGGUGGGAACUUAUACUGGUGUGACAAAGGCAGGGACACAAUUGAGGUGUCAAAACUCAAUGGGGCCUACCGGACGGUAUUGGUCAACAGUGGCUUGAGGGAACCUCGUGCUGUGGCUGUGGAUGUACGCUAUGGGUAUCUAUACUGGUCUGACUGGGGGGACAACCCCCACAUUGGGAGGAUUGGGAUGGAUGGCACCAACAGAAGUGUCAUUAUAGAGGAUAAGAUCACUUGGCCCAACGGACUAACUCUGGACUUUAUCAAUGACCGUAUAUACUGGGCUGAUGCCAGGGAGGACUACAUUGAGUUUGCCAGCCUGGAUGGCACCAGCAGACACACAGUUCUCAGCCACGACAUCCCCCACAUCUUUGCCAUGACUCUGUUUGAGGAGUACAUCUACUGGACCGACUGGGAGACAAAGUCUAUUAACAGAGCUCACAAGACUCUAGGUACCAACAAGACCACCUUGAUCAGCACCCUGCAUCGACCCAUGGACAUCCACAUUUACCAUCCCUGUCGCCAGCCUCAGGUGCUUGACCCCCCUUGCCAGACAAACAACGGCGGCUGCAGUAACCUCUGCCUCCUUUCUCCUGGAGGAGGCUACAAGUGUGCCUGUCCCACCAACUUCUACCUGGCCAAUGAUCAGCGUACUUGCAUGUCCAACUGCACAGCCAGCCAGUUCGUGUGCAAGAACGACAAAUGCAUCCCCUUCUGGUGGAAAUGUGACACAGAGGACGACUGUGGGGACAGGUCAGAUGAGCCUGCAGACUGCCCUAUAUUCAAAUGCAGGCCAGGGCAGUUCCAGUGUGGCACAGGAAUCUGCACCAAUCCUGCCUACAUCUGUGAUGGAGAUAAUGACUGCCAGGACAACUCUGAUGAGGCCAACUGUGAUAUUCAUGUUUGCCUCCCCAGCCAGUUCAAAUGUUCACACCCAAGCCGCUGCAUCCCAGGCAUCUUUCGCUGUAAUGGCCAGGAUAACUGUGGAGAAGGAGAGGAUGAGAAGGACUGCCCUGAGGUCACAUGUGCGCCCACCCAGUUCCAAUGUGCCAUCACCAAACGCUGCAUACCUCGCGUCUGGGUUUGUGACCGUGACAACGACUGUGUGGAUGGAUCUGAUGAACCUGCCAACUGCACCUGAUUAUCUCUGUUUAUAACUGCCCCCGAAAUGUUUCCCUCUCCAUGGAAGUGUGACGGUGAGGAUGACUGCGGCGACGCGUCAGAUGAACCUAAAGAGGAGUGUGCUGAGAGGACAUGCGAGCCGUAUCAGUUCAGAUGUAAGAACAAUCGCUGUGUGCCGGGCCGCUGGCAGUGUGACUAUGACAACGACUGCGGGGACAACUCAGAUGAAGACAAGUGCAUGCCUCGGCAAUGUUCAGAAAGCGAGUUUGCCUGCACAAAUGGCCGCUGUAUUGCUGGGAGGUGGAAAUGUGAUGGAGACCACGACUGUGCUGAUGGAUCUGAUGAGCACGGUUGUGAUCUGAAGUGUGACAAUGACCAGUACCAAUGUAAGAACGGACACUGCAUACCGAUCCGCUGGAGGUGUGAUGCUGACCCUGACUGCAUGGAUGGCAGUGAUGAGGAGAAUUGUGGCGGUGCUGCUGGACGUAACUGCCCUCUGGAUGAGUUCCAGUGUAACAACACUUUAUGUAAACCCCUCGCCUGGAAGUGUGACGGGGAGGAUGACUGUGGGGACAAUUCUGAUGAGAAUCCUGAACAAUGCAGGAAGUUCCAGUGUCCUCCCACUAGGGUGUUCCGUUGCCAAAAUGACCGUGUAUGUCUGCCAGUGUCAAAGAGGUGUGACGGUGUCAAUAACUGUGGCGACAGCUCAGACGAACUGAACUGCCAGGCCACUCCAGCUGUUCCCACAUGUGAGAAGGAUGAGUUCAUGUGCGCCAAUGGCAGAUGCAUCAGCUCCACUCUGCGCUGUAACUUCUUUAACGACUGUGAGGACUACGGCUCUGAUGAGAUCCACUGCAAGACAGAUGCCAAACUAAAUGACUGUAGAAGUAACAGGACUCAGUGCGGUGAUGGAGAUGAAGCCCACUGUGUUACAAAUCACACAGACUCCUUCUGCUCUUGCAAACCAGGAUUUCAAAAGACAGGACACCGCACCUGUGGAGAUAAGAAUGAGUGUGUACAGUUUGGGAUCUGUUCCCACAUCUGCAACAAUACCAAAGGCUCCUACAAAUGCAGCUGCCACAAGUACUUCACCAGGAUCAAUGACACCUGCAAGGCUGACAACCUGAACAGCAGUCGACAGAUCCUCUACGUAGCCGACGACAAUGAAAUCCGCGGCCUGGAUCCCGGCAUGCCCAACUGGCGCUAUGAGCAGACGUUUCAGGGUGACGCCAGUGUGCGUAUUGAUGCAAUGGACCUGCACGUGAAGACCAACCGCAUCUUCUGGACCAACUGGCACACAGGCCGUAUCUCCUCCUAUGAACUUCCAGGACUAUCCACAUCAUCUUCCUCCAACUCUCACCGUAACCGACGUCAGAGCGAGGGCAGGAUCACCAACCUGCAGAUCAGAGAGCUGAAGAUGCCACGUGGUAUAGCUGUGGACUGGGUGGCUGGUAACCUCUACUGGACCGACUCUGGUCGAGAUGUAAUUGAAGUGGCUCAAUUGUCGGGCCAACAUUGCAAGACCCUCAUCUCUGGUAUGAUAGAUGAGCCAUACGCCAUUGUAGUGGAUCCACAGAGAGGUACCAUGUACUGGGCAGACUGGGGGAACCACCCUAAAAUUGAGACAGCUGCCAUGGAUGGCACACUGAGACAAACUCUAGUCCAUGAGAACAUCCAGUGGCCAACAGGUUUGGCUGUGGACUACUUCAAUGAGCGUCUCUACUGGGCAGAUGCUAAGCUCUCAGUGAUUGGUAGCGUGCGUCUGGAUGGCUCUGAUCCUGUCAUCGCUGUGUCUGGCAUCAAAAACAACCUGCUCCAUCCAUUCGGCAUAGACAUAUUUGAGGAUUAUAUCUAUGGGGUCACAUAUAUCAAUAACAUUGUUUUUCGAGUCAACAAGUUUGGCAAAGGCCCCAUGGAGAAUCUCACCACAGGCAUCAACCACGCUACUGACAUUGUCCUGUACCACCGUUACAAGCAGCCAGAGAUGACUAACCCAUGUGACAGGAAGAAGUGUGAGUGGCUGUGUCUGCUCAGCCCCAGUGGACCAGUGUGUACCUGUCCUAACAACCAUGUGGCCGACAACGGCACGUGUACAGAGAGACCAAGCCCAACACAGUCACCAUUCUCUCCUCCUUCAGGGCCCUGUGAUAUUCAGUGUGACUGCUUCCUCAACGCCCGUCAGGUAGCCAAGUGCCGCUGCCAGCCCAGCUACACCGGAGAGAGGUGUGAGAUCAACCAGUGCAGGGACUACUGCAAGAAUGGAGGCACUUGCAGUGCUUCUCAUACAGGUGCUCCAACUUGCAGAUGUCCUAAGGGUUUCACAGGGCCCACCUGCAACCGCCACACUUGUCAGGACUACUGCCUUAAUGGAGGAAACUGCUCAGUCAACAUGGGAAACCAGCCAACCUGCAGCUGCCCGUCAGAGUACCAGGGAGACCAGUGCCAGUACAGUAAAUGUGACGGGUUCUGUCAGAAUGGAGGGACCUGCCUAGAGACCUCCAACAGCACCAAACUGUGCCUGUGCCCCACUCAGUACAUCGGACACCAGUGUGAGCUGGACAAAUGUCAAUUCUGUGGAACGGGCAAGUGUUUGACGUCAUCGUCAGGGGAGGUUUCCUGCAGCUGUCCCAGCGGGCUGAUCCAACCCAGCUGCUAUUCCUGUUUGGACUACUGCGCAAACGGGCAGUGUUCAGUUGACACUCGCACACUGCUGCCUCGGUGCAAGUGUCCUGAUGGAUGGAAGGGAUACAGAUGUGAAGUUGCAGCUGCUUCUGUGGAUUCUCAAGCAUCCAGUGGAAGUACUGCCUCCAUAGUCAUUCCAGUGCUGCUGCUGCUGUUACUGGCACUGCUGGUGGUUGGUGCCAUCUUGUGGUACAAGAGGAGAAUGCGUGGUGCAAAGGGCUUCCAGCACCAUCGAAUGACAAAUGGAGCCAUGAAUGUUGAGAUUGGGAAUCCUGCCUAUAAGAUCUAUGAAGGAGACCCUGACGAUGAUGCUGGGGAGCUCCUGGAUUCAGACUUUGCUUUGGACCCAGACAAGCCCACCAACUUUACCAACCCAGUGUAUGCCACCCUGUACAUGGGCGCCCAUAACAGUCGCAACUCUCUGGCCAGCACAGAUGAAAAGAAGGAGCUUCUGUCCCAGAACGACGAGGACAUGAGUGACCCGCUGGCGUAGUGCUCGGCAUGUAUUGAACUCUUCCAACAUUGCCCUGUCCAACCCAGUGCUGAGCCAACAAGCUCUCAUCUUAUGCCUUUACCAACCGAAAAGAAAAGCAACAAAAAAAGCGGAAACACUGUAUAAAAUGUAUAAAAUGAAGGACUACUUUUUUUAAGUGAUUGCAGUAUUAUAUUUUGUUCUUUGACUAAAAAAAAAAAAUCUCUGGUGAUGAAAAAGGAACCAUUUUAUAGAAUUUAUUCAGUUCUUCUUUUUAAUUUUGCUCACCACCUCCUCACAUCUUUCCCCACCUUCUCUAGCCACUACCUCUGUGCAAAUGUAAAAGAUAGAGGACACAAAUGGCAGUUGAACAAUUUUAAUUUUUUAUUUUUGUAUUAAUUGUAUAGGGGGGAAAAAAGAAUAUUGUUCUAUCCUAUAAAACGUUGCCAAGUCUUUGUUAUUAAUGAAAGAGAGGAGACAUGUCAGUUCUCACUACAAAUGCUUCCUGGAUGCUGGUUCGGCUCAAUCUUUCACAUUUAGUGUGUAUGUACGUUUGCUGCUGGAGGCCGAAAGGAAAAAAUGGGAAGUUGUUUUAACUGCACAUGUACACAUGGAGGACACAGCAUCACAGACAGUGUCUGCUCUGUUGUCUCAAAGAACUAGAUCCAAGUGAUUGUCUUUAUCUCCUUGCACAGAUUAAAGUUAUAUAUAUUUGCAUAUAUAAACCUAUUAACAAAGUGUCUUGAAAAUAUACCCAGGAAUACAAACAUCAGUAACAAUAGCAAUCUGUACUUUUUAACUUUUUUUUUUUCUAAAGUCAUUGUAUAAUUGACAUACUUUGUUUCAGCAAUGAAUGAGUUAAUAGCAGUGUGAGUGCGCUGGAUGAAGAUGAUUGUAAUAAAGUCCCCGUUCCAGAAGGAAAAGCCUGGGAUGGAUAUUCGUGGCCUUGGUUUUGCCAACUGCAUGACAGGAGCUGGAUUUUGCUCUGUGUUUUAGAAAGGUUUUUUGGGAGUGAUGUCAAGUUUCUGUAAAUUUCCAGUCAUCACUGUAAAACAAUCUGCAAUGAAUACAUAGUUGAGUGGUUACAUUUAGCUUCUGUUCGUCUUUUGAUUGUAAAUGUACCUUGAGGGAAGGCCAGGGAGACCAUUUGAUGGUAUGUGCUUCUGUGGGAGUUUUCUUUUUUGUGUUCCGUGUAAUUACAUUGACAUGUUAUUUAGGUUAAUUGCUCACUGUUAAGUGCAUUCCGAGGAAGGAGACUGAUCAGCUUCCUGAUAAGCAUUCCUUGGAUAAUUCCUUUGCUUUGCUGCUAAUGCUGUCAGCAGGGUUUUUAGUCUUAAGCUUUCUUAAGUGUUGCUCUUUGUGUGUCACUGCUCACUCUGCUGCUUUUAACUGGGCUUAUCAACCAUACCUGCCAUAUCGCUCUGCAUGGUGCUCACACACACACACACACACACACACACACACUUCUGCUGUGGCUUUGCCCCUCGCUUGUUAACAGUAUUCAUCCUUUGUUUUGGUUGUUUGUUUUUUUUCCUGCUCUGCUGGAUUUUUACUCGAUCAUGUAAAGUAGUACAGUCAUUUUCAGUUGCCGAAAUUCUCUUAGUGACAAAAAUCCACGCGGAUAUUUGUGGUUCUUAUUGUUUUGUUAUGAUUUCUUUUUGAUAU